CCCGAGCCAAAUCCGACGGGGUUGCCAGCCGGCGGUUGCUUCACUCGCUCGCUGCAGCCGCGCGGCGAUGACGGCCACCGCCAGCUGCUUCUCCAGCCCCGUCGCGUGGGCGCGGCCUCGCGCCGGCCCCGCAGGCGCGAGUGCGGCCUUGCGCGUGGGCCGGUGUCCCGCGGCCGCGGUAGCGGCGCACGACGUGGCGUUCCACCCGGACGUGUCCCGCGCGGCGGAUUCGCUGCAGGCGGAGUUCCGCGCCGUGGACCGCGCCAUCGCUCUCAACUCCUCCCGCGUGGCCGCCGCCUUCCGUCGCGCGCGCGUCGCCCCGCACCAUUUCGGUGGGUCCACGGGGUACGGCCACGACGACGGUGGCGGCCGGGAAGCGUUGGACUCCGUCUUCGCCGACAUUGUUGGUGCGGAGGCUGCCAUUGUGCGCCCGCAGUUCUUCUCAGGUACCCACGCCAUUGCCUGUGCGUUGUUUGCGCUUCUGAGGCCUGGGCAUGAGCUCCUGGCAGUCGCUGGGCCCCCGUACGACACCUUGGAGGAGGUGAUUGGGAUCAGGGGGUCGGCCAAUGUAGGGUCACUCAAGGAUUUCGGAGUGACGUACCGAGAAGUUCCGCUUGUAGCAGAUGGUGGCCUUGAUUGGGAUGCUCUUGCUUGCUCCAUCAGGCCGGAAACUGGGUGUGCCUUCAUACAGAGAUCGUGUGGAUAUUCGUGGCGCAAGAGCUUAAGUGUAGCAGAUAUUCACAAAGCUAUAGGUUUGAUCAAGAUGCAAAAUCCAAACUGCAUGGUGAUGGUUGAUAAUUGCUAUGGUGAAUUUGUUGAGAUAUCGGAACCUGCAAUGGUGGGAGCAGACUUGAUUGCUGGAAGUUUGAUAAAGAAUCCAGGUGGAACUAUUGCGCCUUGUGGUGGUUAUGUUGCUGGGAAGGAGCAUUUAGUCGAAGCAGCUGCAGCCCGUCUAUCUGCACCUGGCCUUGGGGUGGAAUUUGGGUCAACACCUGGCCAUGUUAUGCGUGCGCUGUUUCAAGGCCUGUUUCUUGGUCCGCAAAUGGUUGGAGAAGCAGUAAAAGGAGGUUUGCUCAUUGCGGAAGUCAUGUCAGCCAAGGGAUACAAAGUUGAACCACUUCCGAGGGUUCCUCGUCAUGAUAUUGUGCAGGCAGUGGAGCUUGGCAGCAGGGAAAGACUCAUAGCAUUCUGUGAAGUAGUGCAACAAACUUGUCCAGUAGGAUCUUUCAUCAAACCAACUGCUGGGGAAACGCCUGGCUAUGCUUCAGAGGUCAUUUUCGCCGACGGGACAUUCAUAGAUGGAAGCACAAGCGAACUGUCAUGUGAUGGGCCCUUGAGAGAUCCAUAUGCCGUCUUUUGCCAGGGAGGAACACAUUGGACGCAGUGGGCACUUGUCCUUGGAAUGGUGGAUACUCACUCCGUCUCAGUUUAUAAGGCUUUAUAAGGCGUAACUACUUUUUAUUCUUGUCCCAUAAUAUAAGGCGUGCUCUCUCUAGGCGUACGUACAUCAAUGCAGUAGUAUAGAGAAAAUUAAAUGUAUUUCUUGAUUUUUGAACUAGAGGUGGUUACACCUUAUAUAUUGAGACGCAGCGGGUAUUGUGCAACAGUGAAGAGGCAGGCGUCACUAAUAUGCGAGCGCUUGCACUUCAGUGGAUACGGACAACGACAAGCUGUCGUUAGUGUUACCCGACUACUACCUCCCCUGCUGCUCAUGUGGACAAAUCACCAGCGACCUCACCACCAGUGACCCCACUUUUAACCUCCCUAUUUACUCACCACCAGAUAUUUUUUAGGGACUCAAACAUGAUGUAUGAUUUAGCAUAUGAUCUAUGAGCACAAAGAAUAUGCAAAUUGCUGUA
This is a messenger RNA of Zea mays, 1859 nucleotides long. RefSeq lists its product as uncharacterized. Lineage: Eukaryota; Viridiplantae; Streptophyta; Magnoliopsida; Poales; Poaceae. Bases 68 to 1444 code for a protein of 458 amino acids. The transcript is spliced from 12 exons. The record is from RefSeq and is a predicted model, not a curated record.